Messenger RNA from Saxophila tyrrhenica, 1020 nucleotides. RefSeq lists its product as uncharacterized. The record is from RefSeq and is a predicted model, not a curated record. Gene Ontology annotation, biological process: activation of protein kinase B activity. NCBI's taxonomy places the organism in Eukaryota, Fungi, Ascomycota, Dothideomycetes, Mycosphaerellales, Extremaceae. Bases 1 to 1020 code for a protein of 339 amino acids. Gene Ontology annotation, cellular component: Golgi apparatus; plasma membrane. The transcript is spliced from 3 exons.
AUGGCAUCUUCAUCCCGCCAUGUCUACCAUCUUGAAUCUUCCGAACCAUCCUUCUCCUCACCUCUAGGAUCGAUCCGAAAAUGCACCGUCGACGAGCUGCCGAUCCUCAAAGCCAUGUCAUUGAAACGCCUGACACUGCAACCCAAAGGCAUCCGUGAACCACACUGGCACGCCGACAGCAAUGAGCUGACAUACUGUCUGUCCGGCAACGCCCUCGUCAACAUCAUCGACACCCACUCCAACUUCGCCUCGUUCACCAUCAAAGCAGGCCAAAUGUUUCACAUCCCCUCCGGCUCCCUUCACCACAUCGAGAACAUCAGCGAUGACGAACCAGCUGAGUUCCUGGUCUGCUUUCGCCACGAGAAGCCGGAGGAUUUCUCGCUUUCUGCCGCGUAUGGUGCCAUGUCGCCGGCUUUCUUGGGAACACAGAACAAGGAGAUCGUUGAGCGUGGUGGUGUACCGACUAUACCGGAUACUGCGCACCACCAGGAUGUCCACAAAUUCGAUGUGGAGGGACAGCAGCCUCCCCUCCAAGGUGAGGAUAUCCGAAGCGCGAGACUUGCGAAGUCAAUAUAUUGGCCGGCUCUGGAGAACGUGGCCAUGUACUCCCUUCGCGUGGAGGACAAGGCGAUGCGCGAGCCGCAUUGGCAUCCCAUCACCGCAGAGCUCGGCUACGUCGACAAGGGCCAAGCAAGAAUGACCAUCCUCGACCCCAGCGGCGAGACGGACACCUACACUCUCGGGCCUGGCGACAUGUACUUCAUCCUUGCCGCCUAUCCACAUCAGAUUGAAGUCUUGCCGGAGGGUGGGAAGGAGAUUCACUUCUGCAUCUUCUUCGACCAGCCCAUGCCGCUGGAUAUCGGAUACAAGGCGAGUGCUGAAGGCAUGCCGCACGAGGCCAUGGCGGCGACGUUGGGCAUCAAACGCAGGGAGAUGCCAAAGAUGGAGGGCACAUCGAGGGCGCCGCAUAUUGUUCCAAGGAUUAAUGAUGUGGAUGAGGUGAAGGUGUGGACGAAGUAG